UCAUUGCAUAUUUUGAUGUUUUAUAAUUAAAAUUUUGGGCCUCAAAAAAAUAAGCCAACUAGCCAAUGUUGCAAAAGCAAACUUCUCAUACAAAUAAUUGUGCAGGCUUCAGUGACUACACAAAACUGGUGCAUUUUGGCCACUAUCAUCGCAGCUUUGCUUCAUUUCUGAUAUUUUCAAGCUUCAUUUCUGCAUCUACGGAGAAGAACACAGCAUCCACUCAAAAUUAAAUCCAAAUUAUGCUUUCAGGUGUGGCUACUGGAGGUCACUUGCAACCCAAAUUUAUCAAUUUGCAAACAAGGCAUGCCUCUGGUCUAACGGUGGGGAAAUUAUAUUUUUCAAGAUUUAGGCCUCCUUUGAAUAACAGAAUCAAUUGCACAUUUCGCCAAUCAGAGAAAGUCUCUUUUGCUCAUGAGGAACAUGAAAAGAUUUGGCCUUUGGUUAAGAUGUGUGGGAUUACAAGUGCUAAAGAUGCUGAAAGGGCAGCACAAGCUGGAGCCAAUUUUAUUGGGAUGAUUCUAUGGCCCAACUCAAAACGCUCCAUUUCACUUUCAGUAGGAAAGGAAAUUUCAAAAGUUGCACGGUCAUAUGGAGCAAAACCUGUUGGGGUGUUUGUGGAUGAUGAUGCAGACACAAUAUUGAGAGCUGCAGAUACUUGUGCUCUUGAAUUUGUUCAGCUUCAUGGAAAUGGUUCACGGGCAGCUUUUUCAGAUUUAGUUAAAGAAAAACAAAUAGUAUAUGUUCUAAAUGCAAAUGCAGAUGGAGACCUUCUAAAUCAAAUUUCAGAUGAAGAUUGUUCAAUGGUUGAUUGGAUUCUUGUGGACAGUGCAACAGGUGGCAGCGGCAAAGGAUUUAACUGGGCCCAGUUUAAGUUACCACCAAUUAGAAGCAAGAAUGGGUGGCUCUUGGCAGGAGGGAUCAGACCUGACAAUGUUUGUGAAGCACUAUCUACCCUGAGACCUCAUGGUGUUGAUGUCAGUAGUGGCAUUUGUGGCUCAGAUGGCAUCAAGAAGGACCAAUCACAAAUAUCUUCCUUCAUGAAUGCAGUCCGUUCUGUGUGCUAUUGAUUGGUCAUGAGCAAGGAAAUUGAUCCACCUGAUUAAGACAUUACAAUUUUACUUUAUAUUCAGUUUUGAUUUUCUUUUGUUCAUCCGAGGAUAUAUAUGUGGUCGUAUUAUAGGCUUUUCCUCAUGCUAAAAAAAAAAAGACUUCUAGCACCUCAAGGAAUGCAGUUCAAUCUAACAGAGGUGUGUUUAAUAUGAUUAGCCAUUCUUUUCAAGAGGGUCGGAUGGUUUUCAUUACUUUUGACAGAUUAAAAAUGAAGUUAUUUUGCGCA
This is a messenger RNA of Hevea brasiliensis (rubber tree), 1336 nucleotides long. RefSeq names its product N-(5'-phosphoribosyl)anthranilate isomerase 1, chloroplastic. NCBI's taxonomy places the organism in Eukaryota, Viridiplantae, Streptophyta, Magnoliopsida, Malpighiales, Euphorbiaceae. The transcript has 5 exons. Gene Ontology annotation, molecular function: phosphoribosylanthranilate isomerase activity. The record is from RefSeq and is a predicted model, not a curated record. Gene Ontology annotation, biological process: L-tryptophan biosynthetic process. Bases 240 to 1067 code for a protein of 275 amino acids.